AUGAAUGGCGAUACGUUUUACGAAUGCUUACAAAAUAAAAAACAUCACGACACAUACGUUAUCGAUGAGUACGCAAAACAUAACGGCAAACUCGUAUUGCGAUUACCUCCAUAUCACUGCGAGCUAAAUCCUAUCGAGCUCGCGUGGUCGUCCGUGAAAAGUUAUGUCCGGACGCAUAACAACACCUUCAAAUUAAAGGACGUAAUGGAAUUGUUAAAAAAAGGCGUGGAACACGUAAGUCCGGAUAUGUGGAAAAAUUUUAUUGAACAUGUUAAAAAGGUGGAAGACAAGUUUUGGGACUUGGAACAUAUUACCGACAAAUUAAUGGACGAGCUACCCGAAGACGAUGAACGUCAUGUUCUCACGAUAGGAACAGGAGAUACAAGUUCUUCUGAUUGUGACUCUGAUUGA
This is a messenger RNA of Macrosiphum euphorbiae (potato aphid), 411 nucleotides long. NCBI's taxonomy places the organism in Eukaryota, Metazoa, Arthropoda, Insecta, Hemiptera, Aphididae. The record is from the annotation of a GenBank genome assembly.